UUCAUCGAUUUAUCAGAAACUGAUGAGAUGAGCACACAACCAGAAAAUGCUUCUGUGACGUAGAUAGAAAUCACGUGAUCGAAUCCUCCAUAUUCUCUAUUUAUUCCAUAAAUGGUUAUCUAAACAAGGAAUCGUGUUUAUCAUAUGUUAAAACGGACUAAAUUUUCAAUUCUUUUAUUUGAUCUUUGAAAAUACACAAAUACGACAGAAACAAAUAAGUGUUUGGAAUUUAAUAAAGAAAACAAAAAAAUAUUUAUAACGGUUUAGGGACAACUUGAAAUGGUAAAUCUUGGAAAAUGGACUUCAAUUAUUGUAUCAAUUGUUAUCAACAUAUAUCUAGCAUGUGGAACUGAAGUACUUACAAACAACUGGCUAGUGGAGUUAGACGGCGAAGGUGGCAUCGAUGCCGCUAAAGCAGUGGCCAAAAGAACAGGAUUCAAUUUUGUAUCGCCGAUGUUAGGUUCUCAACGAGAGUUCCACUUUUCACACUCAGCUGUACCACAUAUACGAUCCCGCAGAAGUAUAAUUCACACACGUAAACUAAAAGCUCAUCCUAUGGUAAAAAGAGCGAUACAGCAAACUGGUUUUAGACGAGCAAAACGAGGAUUUCAGCCUAAGAUAAGAGGGGUACCAGUAUCAGAAAUACGUUUAAAGGACCCCGAGUCAGCCAAAUUAUUGGACUAUUCAAAAUCUUAUAGCUAUGCAGAACCUCAGGAUCCUUUAUUUCAAAAAGAAUGGUAUUUGAAAAAUGUUGGUCAGUCUGGUGGUAAACCAGGGCUUGAUUUGAAUGUAGAAAUAGCAUGGGCAAUGGGAUAUACAGGAAAAGAUGUAACAACCGCUAUCAUGGACGAUGGUAUAGAUUAUUUACAUGAAGAUUUGAAGAAUAACUAUAAUGCCAAAGCCAGUUAUGAUUUUAGCAGUAACGACCCUUACCCAUAUCCACGUUAUACAGACACAUGGUUUAAUAGCCAUGGUACACGUUGCGCAGGUGAAGUAGCAGCUGCACGUGAUAAUAAUGUCUGCGGUGUUGGUGUUGCUUAUAAUUCCAAAGUUGCUGGUCUUCGAAUGCUAGAUCAGCCUUUCAUGACCGAUCUUAUUGAAGCUAACGCUAUGAGUCACAUGCCAAACGACAUAGAUAUAUACAGCGCUAGUUGGGGACCAACAGAUGAUGGUAAGACUGUAGAUGGACCAAGAAACAUGACGAUGAGAGCUAUUGUCAAAGGCGUAAACGAGGGUCGACAUGGCAAAGGUAAUAUAUAUGUCUGGGCUUCCGGUGAUGGAGGAGCCGAUGAUGAUUGUAAUUGUGACGGAUAUGCUGCCAGUAUGUGGACUGUUUCUAUCAACUCUGCAACUAAUGAUGGUCAAACGGCCGGAUAUGACGAAUCAUGCUCAUCCACUCUAGCAUCAACCUUCAGCAACGGUAAAAGCACACUGAGAGACGCUGGUGUGGCAACAACAGACCUGUACAACAAUUGCACCACGACCCAUUCCGGAACUUCUGCUGCUGCACCGGAAGCUGCGGGUGUUUAUGCCUUAGCUAUUGAAGCAAACCGAGAAUUAACAUGGAGAGAUGUACAACAUAUAACUGUGCUCUCAUCCAAAAGAAAUCGUCUGUUUGACCCCUACUUGAAACAUCAUUGGAAGUUUAACGGAGCAGGUCUGCAGUUCAACCAUCUAUUCGGAUAUGGUGUUAUGGAUGCCGGUGCAAUGGUAGAUUUAUCUAGAAAAUGGAAGCCACUCCCAGAAAGAUUCCAUUGCACUGCUGGUAGCGUAACAGAGAAAAUGCAAUUUGGUACAAACCAACCUAUUCAGAUGCAUAUAGACACUGAUGCAUGUUCUGGUAAAUCUAACGAAGUCAACUACUUGGAGCAUGUACAGGCAUUCGUCACUGUCAAGUCUACAUACAGAGGCAACAUUGUUAUGUUUAUAACUUCUCCAAUGAAUACCACCUCAAUGAUCCUCAGCCAACGUCCAAAUGACGACGACCAUAAGAACGGUUUCACUAGAUGGCCAUUCAUGACAACACACACUUGGGCUGAAAAUGCACGUGGACGUUGGAAGCUUCAAGUAACUCUGGCUGAGGGUAAAAACAACGCCGUCGACACUGGAUCUUUCUUUGAAUGGACUCUCAUCCUUCAUGGUACAAAGACAGCACCCUAUGACAAUCAAGUCAGCGAUGAGGAGAAUCACAAUAAGUUAUUCAAGGUCAAGAGACUUCAUGAAACUCUUAAAGCAUGAAAAUAUCGCGAAAAUGAAAUAUAUCGCGAAAGCCGAUAAAAAGAAACAUACAAACAUGUUGUUUCUUUAAAAAAAUAUAUAUAUUAAGGGAUUCUGGUGAUAUAUAACACACAAGACCAUAACUUUAUUAAAUGGCAAUGUCAAUUUUAAAUAAAGUAUAGUCUUGUCUGUGUAUAUAUAGUGAAAUUUGCAGAAGCCCUAUCCAUCCUUAUAGUCUGGAUCGAAUACAAAAAUCAUAUAAUAUUAACUGACUUGGAUAAAUGUAUAAAUCUUGUUCAUAGAUUAUUACGCACUGGUAGUUUUAAAAUAUGCAAAAUGUUUGAGCAAGUCUCUAGGUUGAAAAUUGAAAUAGUAUUGGAUUUUUUGUUAAUAAUUAUGUUAUAAGUUUAUGUACAUAUGUACUUGAGUUGUUAAAGGUCUAUUUUUAAAGCCACGUUUCAAUCUGUUUCAAAUAUUUUUGAAAUGUUAUUAAAAACAUAUUUGAAAACAUUUUUUUUUCUGAUACAACUAUGUUUUUCUCACAGUUUAGCUUGGGCAUACAAAUAAGGUGUUUGAUCUUUGCAUAACUGAUUUAGAAUUUUAAGGCGCAGCAGAUAAGUUCAGUAUUUGACUGUCAGUAUAAAAUGCAAUUCUGGCUAUACGUUAGAAAGAUGGGACCAUUUUAGAAAGGAUAUUUCUUUAAGGGAACUUAUCCGAUGUUUCUAUUUGAUCGAAAUCUUAUUUUCGAGAAAGUCGAAACAGUGAAACGGUAGAUGAUUUUCUGAAUUGGUUCAUUAGCAUCGAGGCUUAUCAACAAAUUCUUUAGUUUCCUGAUAUAAAUUAAUUGUCAAACCUUUCGAACACUUAUAGUUUACUAUAUUCAAUUGAUGAAUUGUUUUCUACAAACAUCUAAAAAGAGCAAUGGGUUGUCAUUUAUCCGGAAAAUAGAAGGGGAAAUACCUUGGUUCAAACUGUAUUUGCGUUUGUUAUAUAUCCGGUGAUUAGAAGAAGAAGAAAAAGAAAGUUUGUUAAACAUGAUUUAAAAUAUAAAUGAAUUCACUUAAAUGUUUAUUUUUCUAUGGUACUUUUGAUCAAUCAGAAACUCCAAAGGGUAUUUCUCGACAACAAGUAAUUACUGGUAUCUAUCAGUAAUACUAUGUUGGCCAAACUAUUAUUGUCACAAUGUUAUGAACGUAUUUCUUUCUUACAAGGAAGAUUAUCAGAAACAUCAAUACUAAUUUAUAACAAGCAUAUUUAAAAUUAACUAUAUCCACAUAAGAUUUCUGACAACCAAUUUUAAGUUCCAAUAAUCUUUCUCUAGAGAUUUUAGUAAUGAUAGAUUAAUGUGGUGUUUACACAUACAAGCAUUUCUCAUAGAAAUUGUUUUUAAAUUAUAUUUUUGGCGCCAAAAAGUAAUAUGCGCUGUCUUUCUAGCUACAUUGAUAUUUAACAUUAAGAUGGAGGUCGACUGCUCGAUAAACAUUGAAAAUUCAGAAAUAGUAAUCUGUAAGAAUUACCCACUUAAUCUGAUAGUCUUCCAUGUAAGUUCCAUGAAGAUAUAUUUUUUGGUUAUCUUGUGAUAGAUUAUAUUAAUUCUGUGAUGAUAGAACUGUUGCAAAUAAACAAAUAUUGUUUGGAG
Messenger RNA from Mytilus trossulus (common blue mussel), 3856 nucleotides. RefSeq names its product neuroendocrine convertase 2-like. Gene Ontology annotation, biological process: peptide hormone processing. NCBI's taxonomy places the organism in Eukaryota, Metazoa, Mollusca, Bivalvia, Mytilida, Mytilidae. The record is from RefSeq and is a predicted model, not a curated record. The coding region runs from base 280 to 2238 and encodes 652 amino acids. The transcript has 13 exons. Gene Ontology annotation, molecular function: serine-type endopeptidase activity. Gene Ontology annotation, cellular component: membrane; neuron projection.